This is a messenger RNA of Cannabis sativa, 528 nucleotides long. RefSeq lists its product as uncharacterized. NCBI's taxonomy places the organism in Eukaryota, Viridiplantae, Streptophyta, Magnoliopsida, Rosales, Cannabaceae. Gene Ontology annotation, molecular function: cysteine-type peptidase activity. Gene Ontology annotation, biological process: proteolysis. The coding region runs from base 139 to 477 and encodes 112 amino acids. The record is from RefSeq and is a predicted model, not a curated record. The transcript has 3 exons.
UGGGAGAGCAUCAACGGUCUGAGAAAAAUUUUCAAGUUUUACGACCCAGAGCUUCUCACAGUGCAUGGGAUCAGCGAUGAAGAACAGAGUCAGUCUUUUGACGAUGCGGCAAGACGAUUGGCUAAUUGGUUAUCAUUAAUGAACAGCAACCACCAAAUGUUCUUUAUUCCUUGGAAUAUCGGGAUGCAUUGGACGCUAGUGGUGGUUGCGCCAAGGAAAAUUAUCCAUUUAAACCCUGUAAAAGGCCGCCCAAUUCCCGAAGAAAUAGAACAAAUGAUCGGAAGGGCAUUCAUGUAUAUAGGGGACGCACAUCAGUAUCUUGGCCCGUGGCAAGGAAUUUCACAAGCAAACUGUCCAAGACAACCUAAAAGCCAAGAAUGCGGUUUUUAUAUUUUGAAAUAUAUCACUGACAUCGUCGCACGUGCCAACCCCAACCGUUACAUACAAGAUCAAAAAGCUGUAAGUUUUAAUUAUUGAUCAUAGUAUAUAAAUUUUAUAAUAACAAAUAUAUAAUAUACAUAUACAUAA